This is a messenger RNA of Fragaria vesca subsp. vesca, 651 nucleotides long. Its product is annotated as protein DROOPING LEAF-like. Gene Ontology annotation, cellular component: nucleus. Gene Ontology annotation, biological process: multicellular organism development; leaf development; floral meristem determinacy. The record is from RefSeq and is a predicted model, not a curated record. Bases 1 to 651 code for a protein of 216 amino acids. NCBI's taxonomy places the organism in Eukaryota, Viridiplantae, Streptophyta, Magnoliopsida, Rosales, Rosaceae. The transcript has 7 exons.
AUGAACCUGGAAGACAAGGUCCCCAUGGACUUGGUUCAACCAUCUGAGCAUCUUUGCUACGUUCGGUGCAACUUCUGCAACACCGUUCUUGCUGUUGGGCUUCCAUUCAAGAGGAUGAUGGACACAGUGACGGUGAAAUGUGGUCAUUGCAGCAACCUCUCCUUUCUUACCACCAGACCUAAUAAUCCAAUCCAGAUCCAACCUGCACCUCAUCAGUUAUUCUUGCAGAGCUAUUCCACUGAUUCAAGAAGGGGUGGUCAUUCCUCCUCAUCAUCGUCACCCACAUCUCUGGAAAGUCCAUCAUCCCCAAAGGCACCCUUUGUUUGUAAACCACCUGAGAAGAAACACAGGGUUCCAUCUGCUUACAACCGCUUCAUGAAGGAGGAGAUCCAGCGGAUCAAAGCAGCGAACCCUGAGAUUCCACACCGUGAAGCUUUUAGUGCUGCUGCCAAAAAUUGGGCAAGGUACCCUAGCUCUUCAGGAGAAGCUGCUGCAACAGCUUCUGGCAGCAGUAAGAAACUUAAGAUACGUAUCGAUGGUAACAAGGUCCCAGAUUUUGCAGGACUGAGUAGUAGGUCGUUCUAUUACGCUAGGCUACCAGAACAGGCAUUUAUGGAGGAGCGACGUAGAACUGGAGAGGGAUCAAUGUAG